AUGGCAGCCUCUAUAGCUUUAGCCAUUAUUACACUUUGUCUCUCUUGUUUAGUCUCCACGGAUGCUGCCUCCAAACGUAGCCAGGGCUUUAGUGUUGAACUAAUUAGUAGAGAUUCACCAAACUCUCCCUUCUACAACCCGGAAGAAACUCCCACUCAACGCUUGGCUAAUGCUCUUCGUCGAUCGAUAAGCCGUGUCCAUCAUUUUAAUCCCGAAAGUCAUGUAUCGCGCAAAACUGUACAGUCUGAGAUAUUCUCAAUCCGGGGGGAGUAUCUCAUGAGAAUUUCACUUGGCACACCCCCUUUUGAUAUUCUAGCCAUUGCUGACACAGGCAGUGACCUUAUAUGGACACAAUGCGAGCCCUGCAGUGAAACAUGUUAUCAACAAGAUGCUCCUCUUUUUAAUCCAAAUUCUUCCUCAACUUAUAGAGACUUUUCCUGCUCUUCAAGACAAUGUAAAAGAGUGAGUGGAAGCGAAGAAUGCGAUAGUGAUGGGAUUUGCCAUUAUUCAUAUUCUUAUGGAGACCGUUCCUUCACUCAUGGAAAUAUUGCUGCUGAUACCAUCACCUUGGGUUCUACAAGUGGCCGUCCUGUGUCUCUCCCUAAUUCUGUAUUUGGUUGUGGACAAAACAAUCAAGGAACCUUUGGUCCCCAAGGCACAGGCAUUGUUGGCCUUGGAGGGGGCUCCAUUUCCCUUAUUUCUCAACUGGGUUCUACCAUUGGCGGCAAAUUUUCCUACUGUUUGGUGCCAUUCUUCUCCACAACAGGAAACUCGAGCAAGUUGAAUUUUGGAAGCAAUGGGGUGGUUUCAGGAGCGGGAGUCCAAUCCACCCCAUUAACCCGCAAAAGCCCUGACACCUUCUACUUUCUGACACUGGAGGCUAUAAGUGUUGGAAACAAAAGAAUAAAAUUUUCUGGUUCUACCUUUGGAACCACUAAGGGAAACAUUAUUAUUGAUUCUGGAACCACAUUGACGUUAGUCCCAGAAGACUUCUUCUCAGAUUUGGCUUCAGCAGUAGAAAGUGUAAUCCGUGGACAACGCGUCAAUGACCCCACCAACACUCUCAGUCUCUGUUAUAGAGUUCAAUCUAAUCUAAAUAUUCCUAUACUGACAGCCCAUUUCAAAGGUGCAAAUGUGAAGCUGCGAUCUAUAAACACAUUUGUUCAAGUUUCUGAAGAUGUUACUUGUUUUUCUUUUGCACCUAUUAGUGACGGUGCAAUAUUUGGGAACUUGGCACAGAUGAACUUCUUGGUAGGAUAUGACCUUGAAGGGAAUACCGUGUCCUUCAAGCCAAGUGACUGCUCCAAGGAGUAA
Messenger RNA from Hevea brasiliensis (rubber tree), 1314 nucleotides. RefSeq names its product aspartic proteinase CDR1-like. Gene Ontology annotation, molecular function: aspartic-type endopeptidase activity. Lineage: Eukaryota; Viridiplantae; Streptophyta; Magnoliopsida; Malpighiales; Euphorbiaceae. Gene Ontology annotation, biological process: proteolysis. The coding region runs from base 1 to 1314 and encodes 437 amino acids. The transcript has a single exon. Gene Ontology annotation, cellular component: extracellular region. The record is from RefSeq and is a predicted model, not a curated record.